AUGGCGCGUGGAGACGGCCAAGAGCUCGGCAUCACCGUCCCUGUCGAGGAUCCCAAAAAGACAGAACAGGAAAAGGCAAAAGAGAAGCAGCGCGAAGAAGCCGCCCGCAAGGGUCUUCCGCCUUUCAGCGAAAAGAAAGCGAAUGGCAAGGAAAAGCCGGAAGAUGAACUGAGCGAAGACGAUUUGCAGCUCAAGAAUGAGCUUGAAAUGCUCGUAGAGCGUCUCAAAGAGGACGACUCUUCCCUCUAUCGCCCAGCGCUUGAAUCGCUCCGGACGCUGAUUCGAACCAGUACCUCGUCCAUGACCUCGGUUCCAAAACCUCUCAAGUUUCUCCGUCCCCACUACCCCGAGCUCAAGACUCUCUACGAAUCAUGGAGCCAAGCGAGCGCCGACAAGAGCCUUUUCGCUGAGAUCCUCUCGGUGCUUGCCAUGACAUAUUCAGACAACGGCCAGCGCGAAACGCUCCACUUUCGUCUCAAGGCCAACCAAGUCGCUUCCGAUGGCAAGUCGGAAGACCCCGGUCUCUGGGGUCACGAGUACAUGCGCCAUCUCGCAGCCGAGCUCGGCGAGGAGUACAACGCACGCUCCCAAGACGAAAAGAACACCGACGAGCUUCUCGAGCUUGCCCUUCAAGUCGUCCCCUUCAGUCUCACCCACAAUGCCGAAGCCGAUGCUGUCGACCUCUUGCUCGAGCUCGAGGCUAUUGACAAGCUACCCCAGUUCGUCGACAAGGACACUUACGCACGUGUUUGCCUUUACAUGGUCAGCUGCGUCAACCUCCUCGUGCCACCCGACGAUGCCAUGUUUCUACGUACCGCUCACGAAAUCUACCGCAAGCACGAUCGAUUCGCCGAAGCCAUGACGCUCGCUCUCCGUCUCGGCGACAAGCACCUCGUGCGUUCCGACUUUGAAGCGCCAAAGAACCCCACCAUGCGCAAGCAGCUCGCCUUCAUGCUCGCAAGACAGCACAUCCCCAUCGAGUGGCUCCAAGACGAAGACUCACCCAUCACCGACAAUGAAUUGCUCGACAUUCUUUACAACUCGCAUCUCUCCCGCCACUUUGUCGACUUUGGCAAGGAGCUCAACGUUUUCGAGCCAAAGAGUCUCGAGGACAUCUACAAGACACAUCUCGAAAACUCGCGCACCGGCCUCGGCGGCACGGUCGACUCGGCGCGUGGCAACCUCGCCAGCACCUUUGUCAACGCCUUUGUCAAUGCCGGCUUUGGCAACGAUAAGCUCAUGGUCGACGCACCCGAAGGCAACUCGUGGAUCUACAAAAACAAGGACAGCGGCAUGCUUUCCGCCACCGCUUCACUCGGUAUGAGUCUGCUCUGGAACACCGAGACCGGUCUGGACCAGAUCGACAAGUACUCUUACUCGUCCGAAGAGGCCAUCAAGGCCGGUGCCUUUCUCGCCUAUGGUAUCGUUCACUCUGGUUUGCGUUCCGAGCUCGACGAGGCCAUGGCGCUUCUCUCGGAGCACAUUGAAUCGCAGAGCAUCCCUCUCAAGAUCUCAGCCAUCGUCGGCCUCGGUCUCGCCUACGCUGGCUUCUGCCGUGAGGACAUCGCCGCGCUGCUGCUCCCCAACAUCCAGGACGAGACAACACCCAUGGAGGUUGCCGCCAUGUCGGCGCUUUCGCUCGGCUUCGUGUUUGCAGGCAGCUGUCACGGUGAGAUUACGCCAACGAUUCUGCAGAGUAUGAUGGAGCGCGACCCGGCUCAGCUGGACGACAAGUGGGCGCGUUUCAUGAUUUUGGGUCUCGCGCUCCUAUUCCUCGGCAAGCAGGACGAGAGCGAUGCCACCAUCGAGACGCUCAAGGCGAUCGAGCACCCCAUCAGCAAGCAGGCGCAAGUCCUUGUUGACAUGUGCUCUUACGCCGGCACGGGUAACGUGCUCAAGGUGCAAAACAUGCUCCACUACUGCACCGAGCGUUCAGCACCCGAGACAAGCGACGAGACAGAGGGAGACAAUACCAAUGCCGAGACAGAGAAUGCCGAGUCAUCUCAAGACAAGGACGACCAGGAGGACAAGGAGACCAACGACCUUUUCCAGGCGUUUGCCGUGAUCGGCAUCGCGUUGGUCACCAUGGGAGAAGAGGUGGGUGCCGAGAUGGCCACGCGCCAUCUGUCGCACCUUAUGCACUACGGUGAGGCAACGACUCGUCGUGCAGUGCCGCUCGCGUUGGCGCUGCUGCAUCCUUCGAACCCAUCGAUGCCCGUGUUGGAUACGCUGUCCAAGUAUUCGCACGACUCGGAUCUGGAUGUGGCCAUCAACGCGAUCCUCGCUAUGGGCCUCGUCGGUGCCGGCUCCAACAAUGCACGUCUGGCGCAGAUGCUGAGGCAAUUGGCUGGCUACUACUACAAGGAACCUGACUGUCUGUUUAUGGUGCGCGUUUCGCAAGGUCUUGUGCACAUGGGUAAAGGCACGAUCGGUAUCAACCCGUACCACACGGACCGACAGCUCAUGUCACGCAACGCGGUGGCGGGUAUUCUGGCUCUGCUCACCUCUAUGACGGAUGCACGUGGCUUUGUGCUGGAUCAGUCGCACUGGAUGUUGUACUUUCUCAGCUCGGCCAUGUACCCGAGAUUCCUGAUCACGCUCGAUGAGAACCUCGAGGCGCUGCCAACGAGCGUUCGUGUGGGUAAGGCGGUGGACGUGGUUGGACAGGCAGGCAAGCCGAGAACCAUCAGCGGGUUCCAAACUCACACCACGCCGGUCCGUGUCGGCACGUUUGAAAGGGCAGAAUUGGGUACCGAAGAGUACCUAAGCUACGCGCACGUUCUCGAAGGUUUCAGCAUCUUGCUCAAGAAUCCAGGUUACGUCAAGGAGGAAGAUUUGUGA
Mycosarcoma maydis (corn smut) is the source of this 2841-nucleotide messenger RNA. Its product is annotated as putative 26S proteasome regulatory subunit. NCBI's taxonomy places the organism in Eukaryota, Fungi, Basidiomycota, Ustilaginomycetes, Ustilaginales. Gene Ontology annotation, molecular function: enzyme regulator activity. The transcript has a single exon. The record is from RefSeq and is a predicted model, not a curated record. Gene Ontology annotation, biological process: regulation of protein catabolic process; proteasome-mediated ubiquitin-dependent protein catabolic process. Gene Ontology annotation, cellular component: nucleus; proteasome complex; proteasome regulatory particle, base subcomplex. The coding region runs from base 1 to 2841 and encodes 946 amino acids.